AUGAUUCCCCCUCCAUCAAUAGCCACAAACCUCAACCGGCCUGCCAGCAUUUCAACACAGAGUCUUUUACAAGCUUGGUGGUAUGGCCUCUACAAUAUUUAUUACACCGAUAGAGCAAACCAAUCAGACUUGUCGAGUAUACAAUUGACCUUUGCGAGUGGGAGCCCUGACGGGAACAUCGUUUCGGUCGGUGGCAAUGGAACGGAUGGUAUAGGGACUUAUUCCAUUAAUAACGGCACAUAUAAUAAGUCAACAAAAGCUAUUUCCUUUACCAAGCAGUACAACAAUGUCAAUAACAAUGUGGCCUGGCUCUACCAAGGCAUAUAUAAUAACGACCUGUUUUAUGGAUCAUGGGGCACUCCUGCCAAUGCAAAUCAGGGUAACUUCUUGAUUAGACGGACGGAACUUCUCGAAAAACAAUCGGAUGAGGGGAGCUGGCGAGGAUAUUACUUCGAUGCACAAAACAAUAGUAGUCUGAUGCUGAUUCACUUGAAUGUAUGGAAAGAGCCUAACGGCGACGAAACUAUCACUGGCUCCGGUAAUGAUGUAGUUGGUGCGUUUACCAUUGAUGGACGCAUCUCAACUAACAAUUCGGUAUUUGCAGCAGACGUCGCCAAUGAUGAAUAG
Paraglomus occultum is the source of this 627-nucleotide messenger RNA. Lineage: Eukaryota; Fungi; Glomeromycota; Glomeromycetes; Paraglomerales; Paraglomeraceae. The record is from the annotation of a GenBank genome assembly.